AUGCUUGGGGGGCUGGACGAGGAAUCGUGCUCCUCCAAUGGCUCGGGCUUCAAACCCCCAAUUUCUCCUCAGACUUUUUGUGAGGACGAUACAAUGUAUGGCGUUUUUAUCGGCCCUUUUACAGAAAACGAGGAGGCUCCACGAAGGUCACUCCAUCAUGCCCUAUCGAGAGACGAUGAUACCCAUGACAGUCAAGAAAUGCCACCAAACGCAUUAGGACUAUCUCCAAACCCAGUCGAAGCAACUGGUGCCAGUGAUACUCUUACGGAUGAAGAUGGCGCGGCUUCCGACGCAUCCUCACGCGACCUCGAUGGACCCGAACCGGGGGAGGACAGCGACAGCGCGAUGUACAUUAUACCUGUCAGAUCUCUUAGGCCCCGUAAGCGGGUGACGCUUUCACCCAUGAAGAGUCGUAGGAUUAGAGUCAAGCUCCCAGCCAGGAGUUCCUUGCCGCACUUCACUGCAUGCUCAUCGAUUCAUUCCACGCCUUCGACUCCAGCACGAAGCAAUUAUACCCACCCCCCAGAAGUCCUCCCUAAUUCUGAUACCACUUAUCCUCAACCCUUGGGGAUUGUUUCGAGUGGUCCCAUCGUUUCUACUGAUGAUCCCUUUGGAGAACACGACAGGCGUAGUAUCCCACCCUUGAUAGAGAAAUGCACAAUCGAGAUUCCCUUAAGUUCCACCCUAUUGGAUAGUGGCACCGGUGCCGGACUAUCGUCAACUUCUGGAGUAUCAGGUUCACUGAACCAUCAAGGGCAGGGCGGCAGGGUCGUCAGCGAGUCAGCCUCCGCAAUGCAUCCAAUGAUGUGCAACAACGGAUUGCUAGUGCAGGAGCAAUGCGUCACAUCCUCAUUCCCGGAUUGUGAGAAUAAGCAUACUAUUGAUUUAGAAGCCACAUUAGAGGGCGUUCCUCCGAACAGUGCUCUUUGUGAGGGACUACCCCCAAACGAGGAGGUUGAUGGAAAUGAUUUGUCCAAUGUAGAUGAGGGGACCCUGGAUGCCACAAUGCGACCAGAAGGACAGCCAUUGCAGGAGAAGCCGGACGAAGCGCUGGAACUACCCGCCAGUAAGAAGGCUUGCAAGCCCCAACAAACGUCACCUGCGACAGGAUGGUUGUCAACUCCGAUACCCCUUGAAGAUGUCUCGAUGCCACCUCGCAAGCCUCUUUUCAACCCAUUUCUUGUCUCAGUGUCGCCCGUCCGAUCGCCUCGUAAACCAAACGUCCCCACCCCCUCUCACCCUCGCCCGGUCCAGAUCUCCAAUCCAUUCCUUCCAGCUACCCCCGUUUCCCAUGGGCCGACGUCGACACGUGGGUCUUCGCUUACGCUGUCUAUGGUUCCGCAGCCAUCGCCACACAUAUCUGGAAAUUCCAUCCCAUCGAGGUCGAAAAGGAGGCUAGAAAGCGAGCCCGAGUCGUGCAGUUACAACGGAUCUCAUGUGUGCAAAAAGUUGAAACCGAAUCAAAGUUACGCGUCGUCACAGGCUCCAGACCCAUCCCUGGAGCCAACAGUCCAUGGUUCCCCUCCCGACACCCUUACACUAGCCCUCAUGCAGUUUGAUGCCAAGCGGCGUGCGGAAGGAAGCAAAACGCACCGUGCCUCAUUAUCAGACUCUCCGGUGCGAAGUAUGCCGGCUACAUCCAAUGUACGGGCAGUUUUGAGCAGUCCACGACGUAACUCGGACAAAGCUUCAAGCAUCCCAACGCUGGAAUCUACCAAGGCCGGACGUAGAUUCAAGGGGAUUUCCCCUUCUAGAUUGGUACGAACUGGAGUGCGGCCCAACCCACUCUACUUUGCUUCACCUGAGAUAUCAAGGGCCACUGCACCGCCAACCGCAACAUCCUCCACACAAUCCACUCUUCAAUGCGUCAAAUCGUCAUCGAAAAACCCAACCGCUUGCUUUCCUCCAUCUUCUCCCGAUCGUGGUUUAUCAAUUCCGAGCAGCCCGUCACCGAACCGUCGUGCGAAACCCCAGCUCCCGAUCAUAUCCCCUUCCAAACCACUCCGAUUCAGUGGGUUGCAAAGCUCAUUAACUCGAUCAAAGGACACGAUGCUACUUUCGAGUGACCCUCGCACGAAUGAGAAUCAUCAUGAAGAUAGAAUGCUCAUUAGCAUGCCGGAAAAUCCACGAAAACCUGUGAUAACAAGGCUGGCCAGCCCCCGACGUCAAAUUCGUCCUACUGCGCGUCCUUCUGGCAUCCCAAUGCCGAGAUAUACCUUCGAGUCUAGGUUGCCCCGGGUCAGGAGCACUUCAAAACUGCAUUCUUCUAAGGGCUUCCCCCGCAACACUUCCGAAAGUCGUUCCACCCCAACACCGACCAUGAAUGUUUUCACGGCACAUGCAGUGUCUGCCGCUGAGCAUCCCAAGGACAAUAAUGCUGAUUCUGAGAAAUGGGUAUCCGAUGAGCCUCGCAGUCCUUUGCGUAGCAAAUCCCAGCAAGAUCCUUCAAUUGGGGAAGCCUCACACUCUAUUUAUGCAGGGAUGGAACAAAUGGAUGUUGAUCCAUCCCCAGAACCUAUCACCGACCGGUCAAGCUCCGUGGACCCACUCAAUAUGUCACCAGUUUCAAACAGUCCGCGAAGAUUCUCAAGGAGACUAUCUGGACAGUCUGCGAUGUCCGCUAGUGACGCUGAGGCUGUCAAGCCUUUGCGCAAGUGCAAACCUGGACCCAGCUCUCAAGGAAGAGAUCGUCGAAACAUCCAUACAAUCUCGCCAGCUGCACUGAGGGAUUUGACGACGAGGAACACGCGAAAAAACGAUGGUUAUAACUUUAGUGUUCUCAACACUAGAGUUUUAUUCAAGGAAGGGCCUCGCCCACCCAGCCCUGCCUCUAAAAUUAGGACGGUGCAAACAGAGGCAGCAGAACAAGCACGUAAUGCUCGAGCGAGAAAACGUGAACUCAUUCGUGGCGGAACUAUAAACGGAAGCGAUUGUUUAUCGUCCAACUCGGCUAUCACGCCAGAAACUCCUCGACCGGCGAAACAUCCCCGAGCACCUGGUGAUGAUGAUGAUUAUCACACACCGAAGAAAUUUAAACUUGCGGUUGGGAAUGACGCCAUCAUGUCCGAGCCUGAUGAUGGGGAUGGACGGAGAGGGACCCCCUGUGAACGGGAUGAAUCAUCUGAGGGUACUGUUCCUGAUCAUCAAAAGAGGAAGUUCGUUCGCUGGGACACAUUGCUUGCGAAUGACGCAGAAACCCCACGACCACUCUCGAUGGAAAGUAGACGGCCCGAAGGUCAAUACCGAGGCGCGUUGAAAACUUCUAGGAUUCCCGAACUGGACGGUUUCGGGAACAAACUGGAUACUGCACAACCUUUGCAGAGUGUGCUCAAGAAAGAGCGGAUAACAGUUCUCAAAGUUGUAUACGAAAAUGAUGAUGAGCUCCUUGCUCAACCAAUCGUUAAGAAGGCCCUGAAGGCGGUUAAGGGCGGUCCCUCCCCUUAA
Molecule: messenger RNA, 3444 nt
Organism: Cantharellus anzutake
Lineage: Eukaryota; Fungi; Basidiomycota; Agaricomycetes; Cantharellales; Hydnaceae
Exons: 5
Coding region: 1-3444 (1147 amino acids)
Source: RefSeq, a predicted model, not a curated record